AUGAAGGCUCACGCUUGUCACUAUCCCGGCUGUAGCAAAAGUUUCACCCGCGCGGAACAUUUGCGACGACAUUACCUUAAUCACGAGCAACCCCGCGACGGAUUUACCUGUGAGCGCUGCUCAGUACAUUUUCGAAGACCUGAUCUGCUCGAACGGCAUAUGCAACGCCAUACCAGACGAGAUGAAGAAGCCGGCGGGCCAGGUCUGGGAGUUCUCAAGACGAGGAAGAGGACUCGUAGGGCUCGAGAUGGAUCGAUUGUGGUCCGUCCAUUGCUGCGAGAAAUCCAGUCGGCAAGACGUUCCACUGUCUCUACUACAAGCUCUGACCGAGGCCUUGUCAUAGAAGAUUUGAAAGAUCACUCUGAUGAUCUAGCACCUGUCUCCCCUCCUGGUUCCGGUACAGAUCAGAAUUCCUUGUCCAUGGAUGCAAUUGAUGAGAAUGACCCUUUUCUCGCGCCUAUGAUGCCUGGCGGACCCUUUGAGCCUUAUGUUGAGCCGAUACCGGGGCAGUUUGAUGCUGCGGAUGGUUCAUUCAAUAAUGGUAUGGAGGAGGUUGGUAAUUUUUCUAGUAUGGACACAGCAACCGACUUCAAUCUACCCUUUGCCGCGACCUGUAACUAUAAUUGGUUGUUCGAUGUUGCCUCUCUCGAUGAUGCCUUUCAUCAUUUCGACUUCCAGCUUGGCUUUGAUACAGGGCCAUAUCCCGACACUAUAAAUACACAUUGCCCAACACCGGACAAAUAUGAUGGACCCUCAGCGCUGCUGGAGGUUGCGUCCAUGAUAAAUCGGACACAGAUGCCACCGGCAACAAUAUCUCCACAAGCAACAGAGCUCCUAGAGAUGGAAUGGAUGUCUGGAGCGUCAUACCUGGGCUCUAAUUCUCAGCCAAGCCUGCCACAGCUGUCUGAAGAUUCUCGAACAGGAUUCCUAUCUCUGGUGGCUCGAACACAUCCUACAGGCAUUAACGGCCAGCCAAUGGCACUCAACUCACCUCUACUGAACUUAAAUGCAUUGCAAAACUAUUGCGAUUUGUUCUUUGCUCGGUUCAAUGUGACAUAUCCGCUUGUUCACCAGGCAACUUUUAAUCCAGAAUCAGUGGAACCGGUAUUUUUGGCGUCGAUCCUGCUCAUGGGAGCUACAUACGGCACACGCGAGGCCCACCAACUGGCUGUAGGCGUUCACGAUCAGCUCCGGAACCAGCUCUUGAGCCACCCUGACUUUUCGCCACAGCCUGAUCUCUGGGCCCUACAGACCAUGCUUCUUAUUGAUUGUUUUGGGAAGAUGCGGGCUGGCCCAAAGCAGAGAGAAAAUGCCCAGCUAUUCCACUGCGUGUUGAUCAAGCUGAUCCGUCGUAGUAAUUGUUGCAAUGUGCAGGAUACAUCACACUUGGCGCGAUUGAAUGAUCUAGAUCUAGAUAUAUCAUGGAGACAGGCUAUGGAUGAAGAGCAGCGGAAGCGUUUAGCCAUGCAUUGCUUCAUGUGGGAUACGCAGCAUGCAGUUCUGUUCUCCCAGUCUCUGUGUAUGUCGGCAUUUGAAAUCAGAUCUUCUUUGCCUUGCAGUGCUGCUGCAUGGGAUGCAUGCUCAGCCCGGGAAUGGUCGCACUUAGCAGCUCAUGAAACAACUCGUCCCUUCCUCACUGUUUUGAAAGGCUACAUCACCCCUGGGGGCGCAUCUCGACCCCGAAAUCUAAACACAUUUGCUCGCACAGUGAUUCUGCACGGAUUGAUGUCUGUCUCAGCGGAUCUGAAGCGCCGUGAUCAGACAACCCUUCGGUCGGAAACGCCCGAACGUGUUGGGGCAUGGACCCCGCGUAUGAGCCGCUCAUACGAUCUGUGGAAAGUGGAUUUCGACGCAGAUUGCCUUACUAUGAAGCUAGCACAGACCGCCGAUCAACGGCAAUUCACAGGAUUGAAAAUGGCUGCACAUGCACUUUACCAUGCUGCAUGUCUUGCCUUGAAAGUGGAGGUUUUGGACUUGCAGAUCAUAUCCGGAGCGAGGAACAUCCUUGGAAGAUCGGUAACUUCGGCUGAUCACUCACGAUCCCAAAGAAAUAUUCUUCGGUGGUUUCAUGAGGACUCCAGUGCAUCGACUGAUGCUGCUCGCCAUGCGUCGCAUCUGUUGCAGGAGGCUGUGCUUAGUCUACAUGACUGGGAUCAGACUGAUGCCUUUCAUUUCCCAUGGUGCUUGUACCUAGCGACAUUGGCUUGCUUUGUCUUUCAUCGUGGAAUGACUUUUUCUUCGUCCGAACAACGAGUUAACACCGAUCUUUCGUCUUUGAUAGUGAUGAUGACGAACUGCCCCAGUUCUACAGAGCUGACGGCAUUAUCUGGAAAGUAUGAUCCGAAGCCACUGGCGGCUGUCAUGGCCCAGCAAUUGGCUACAGUUCGUUGGGCAGUAGUUCAUGAUGCGAUGAAAGUCUUAAUAGGUCUGUCUCAGUAG
Molecule: messenger RNA, 2439 nt
Organism: Penicillium taxi
Lineage: Eukaryota; Fungi; Ascomycota; Eurotiomycetes; Eurotiales; Aspergillaceae
Product: C2H2 finger domain transcription factor
Exons: 3
Coding region: 1-2439 (812 amino acids)
Biological process (GO): DNA-templated transcription; regulation of transcription by RNA polymerase II
Cellular component (GO): chromatin
Molecular function (GO): DNA-binding transcription factor activity, RNA polymerase II-specific; zinc ion binding; RNA polymerase II cis-regulatory region sequence-specific DNA binding
Source: RefSeq, a predicted model, not a curated record